Molecule: messenger RNA, 1671 nt
Organism: Lycium barbarum (goji berry)
Lineage: Eukaryota; Viridiplantae; Streptophyta; Magnoliopsida; Solanales; Solanaceae
Product: 5-OH-xanthotoxin synthase-like
Exons: 3
Coding region: 19-1536 (505 amino acids)
Molecular function (GO): monooxygenase activity; iron ion binding; heme binding
Source: RefSeq, a predicted model, not a curated record
ACAUACACAAGAAGGAAAAUGGAAAUGUUGCUUCUCUUUCUAGUCGCUAUACCUUUUGUAGUAAUUUUCCUCGUAAGAUUUGGACACACACAUAAUCGUCCACCAGGUCCCCCUGGGCUUCCACUUGUUGGAAACUUGUAUCAAUUAAAUCAACCAUCCCUUCAUAAAUACCUAUGGCAACUUUCAAAGAAAUAUGGUCCCUUAAUGUCCAUGAAUCUUGGUUUUUCCCAACUAGUUGUUAUUUCAUCAGCAAGAAUUGCUAAAGAAGCAAUGAAAACUCAUGACUUUGCAUUUUCAAGCAGGCCAUCAUUUCUUGGCCAAAGAAAAUUAUCAUAUAACGGCUUGGAUAUCGCUUUCGCGCCUUACAACGAUUAUUGGAAGGAAAUGAGAAAGAUUUGUACCUUACAUUUAUUUAGCCCAAAAAUGGUGCAAUCUUUUCGUCCAAUUCGUGAAGAUGAAGUAUCCAGGAUGAUCAAUCGCGUAACAGAACUUGCUUCAUCGUCGAAAUUGGUUAAUCUUAGUGAGAUUUUGUUGUCUCUAUCGAGCAAUAUAACAUGUAUUGUUGGAUUUGGCAAGAGAUAUGCGCCGCGUAACAGAUAUGAUGAGAAAGGUCACGAAAGUAAGAGGCUUGGAGAAGCUCAAGCAAUGAUUGGAGAUUUCUUUCUCUCUGAUCAUUUUCCAAUUUUCGGACAUUGGAUUGAUUGUAAAGUUACUGGAAAGGUUGCUCGACUCGAAAAUAUUUACAAUGAGUUGGACUUGUUCUAUCAAGAACUCAUUGAGGAACAUCUGACCCCAACUCGGCCAAAAUCAAUGGAUGGUGAUAUUCUUGAUACGUUAAUUGCCUUGCGAGAUAAAAAUUUAUCAUCGUCAUCUUUGAUUCUCACUUGGGAUAAUAUCAAAGCAGUGCUAAUGGACAUAUUUAUUGCUGGAACGGAUACGAGUGCAGCUGUAUUAGUGUGGGCAAUGACGGCUUUGAUAAAGGAGGAGGCAAGCGUAAUGAGAAAAUUACAAGAGGGUAUAAGAGAAUUGGUCGGAAAGAAAGGAAGAGUAGACGAAGACGAUAUCCAAAAUCUUCCCUAUCUCAAGGCCGUUAUAAAAGAGACAUUGAGGUUGUAUCCACCCGCUCCACUUCUUGUACCUAGAGAAACAAUCGAAAAAUGCAGCAUAGACGGAUAUGAAAUCAAACCGAAUACUCUAGUUUUUUUCAAUGCGUGGGCAAUAGGUAGAGAUCUUGAAUGUUGGGAAAAUCCAGACGACUUUAUUCCUGAGAGAUUUUGCGAUGUAAAGAAUGAUGAUAUCAUCGACUACAAGUCAGUGGAAUUUGAAAUGAUUCCGUUUGGAGGCGGUAGAAGAGGGUGCCCUGGGAGUUCACUAGGAGUAGCAACAGUGGAGCUCGCCCUCGCCAAUCUUCUCUAUGCAUUUGAUUGGGAAUUGCCUUCCGGGAUGGUGAAAGAAGAUAUCGAUACUGAUACUUUGCCAGGUCUCACAAUGCACAAGAAGAAUCCUCUUUGUCUAGUGGCAAAAGUUCAUGACUAGUUAGGGAGAGAUUAACAUCCUCUUUAUGCCAAAAUAUAUAUUUAGGUUUAAUUAGUGCACAUUUUAUUUAGUACUCUGUAAAGAAUACAACUUCUCUAUCGUGUUAUGAAUGUCAAGAAUAAAACCUCUGUUUUA